Molecule: messenger RNA, 1983 nt
Organism: Gekko japonicus
Lineage: Eukaryota; Metazoa; Chordata; Lepidosauria; Squamata; Gekkonidae
Product: zinc finger protein 850-like
Exons: 3
Coding region: 1-1983 (660 amino acids)
Biological process (GO): negative regulation of transcription by RNA polymerase II; regulation of immune system process; regulation of cytokine production
Source: RefSeq, a predicted model, not a curated record
AUGUCAGACAUCAAUAUGCAAUGGAAUGCCUGUGAAAGAGAGAAGAUAUUUAAAUGCCUCAAGUGUGGAAAAACAUUUGGAUGGAAGAACUGCUUUACUUCCCAUCAAACAAUUCACACAGGGGAGAAACCGUAUAAAUGCCAGGAGUGUGGAAAACGGUUUGGGAGGAAGUAUAGCCUCACUAUCCAUCAAAGAAUUCACACAGGGGAGAAACCGUAUAAAUGCCUGGAGUGUGGGAAACGCUUCAGUCAGAAUGGAAAACUUACUAUCCAUCAAAGAAUUCAUACAGGGGAGAAGCCGUAUAAAUGCCUGGAGUGUGGGAAAUCCUUCUAUCAGAGAGGAAAGCUUACUCACCAUCAAAGAAUUCAUACAGGGGAGAAGCCAUAUAGAUGUCUUCAGUGUGGAAAAACCUUCAAUCACAGUGGAAGCCUUACUUAUCAUGAAAGAAUUCACACAGGGGAAAUGAAAUAUAAAUGCCAGGAUUGUGGGAAAAGCUUCAAUCACUGUGGAAGCCUUAUUUCCCAUCAAAGAAUUCACACAGGGGAGAAACCAUAUAAAUGCCUGGAGUGUGGGAAAUGCUUCCGUAGGACUGGAAACCUUACUACCCAUAAAAGAAUUCACGCAGGGAAGAAACCAUAUAAAUGCCUGGAGUGUGGAAGAAGCUUCACUCACAGUGGAAACCUUACUUCCCAUCAAAGAAUUCAUACAGGGGAGAAAAAAUACGAAUGCCUGGAAUGUGGGAAAAGGUUCAGUCAGAGUGGAAGCCUUACUUCCCAUCAACGAAUUCACACAGGGGAGAGACCAUAUCAAUGCCAGGACUGUGGGAAAACCUUUAGUAAAAGUGGAAACCUUACUUCCCAUCUAAAAAUUCAUACAGGGGAGAAACCAUACAAAUGCUCAGAGUGUGGAAAGAGUUUCAGUCAGAGCUCAGGCCUCACUUCCCAUCAAAGAAUCCACACAGGGGAGAAACCAUAUAGAUGCCUGGAAUGUGGGGAAAGCUUCUGUUGGAGUUCUCACCUAAGUUACCAUAAAAGAAUCCACACAGGGGAGAAGCCAUAUAAAUGCUCAGUGUGUGGAAAGAACUUUCAGAGCAGCUCACACCUUACUUCACAUCAAAGGAGCCACACUCCAGAGAAAGGAUAUAAAAACAGUGACUUUGAAAGAAGCUUUAGUCAAAAUUCAGACCUUGCUACCCAUCAGAGAAUUCACAGUGGGGAGAAACCAUAUAAAUGCUCGGAGUGUGGAAAGAGCUUCAGUCAAAGCUGCGGAUUUAUUUAUCAUCAAAGAAUUCACACAGGGGAGAAACCAUAUACAUGCCCAGAGUGUGGAAAGAGCUUCAGAGUCAGUGCUAGCCUUGUUUACCAUCAAAGAAUUCACAGUGGUGAGAAACCCUAUAAAUGUUACGAAUGUGAAAAGAGUUUCCGGAGCAAGUCAGACCUUGCGUCCCAUCAAAGGAUUCACACAGGAGAGAAACCAUAUAAAUGUUCAGAAUGUGGGAAAACUUUCAGUCAGAAGCAGAACCUCACUACACAUCAAAAAAUCCACAGUGGUGAGAAACCCUAUAAAUGUUACGAAUGUGAAAAGAGUUUCCGGAGCAAGUCAGACCUUGCGUCCCAUCAAAGGAUUCACACAGGAGAGAAACCAUAUAAAUGUUCAGAAUGUGGGAAAACUUUCAGUCAGAAGCAGAACCUCACUACACAUCAAAAAAUCCACAGUGGGGAGAAACCAUAUACAUGUUCAGAGUGUGGGAAAAGCUUCAGUCACAGCUCUGGAUUAACUUAUCAUCAAAGAAUUCACACAGGGGAGAAACCAUAUAAAUGCUUGGAGUGUGGAAGGAGCUUCCAGAGCAGCUCAAACCUUACUUCCCACCAAAGAACCCACACUGCAGAGAAACCAUAUAAAUGCAGCGAGAGUGGAAAGUGCUUCAGUCAACAGAAGCACCUCACUUCCCGUCAAAGAACCCACAAAAAGGACAAACUUUAG